This is a messenger RNA of Raphanus sativus (radish), 3461 nucleotides long. RefSeq names its product calmodulin-binding transcription activator 3. Bases 356 to 3340 code for a protein of 994 amino acids. The transcript is spliced from 12 exons. Gene Ontology annotation, biological process: regulation of transcription by RNA polymerase II. Gene Ontology annotation, molecular function: double-stranded DNA binding; protein binding; transcription coregulator activity. The record is from RefSeq and is a predicted model, not a curated record. NCBI's taxonomy places the organism in Eukaryota, Viridiplantae, Streptophyta, Magnoliopsida, Brassicales, Brassicaceae. Gene Ontology annotation, cellular component: nucleus.
AAUGGGAUUAAUUAUAGAGACUAGAGAGUGUACUAAUCAAAGAAUAAAAAAGACAGGGACUUGGAACUUGCGUCAAUGAGGAAUUUGACAUGAAAUUCAACCACGACGGCCAUUUGCUCUCUGUCUCUCUCUCUCUUUCACUACUCAUCAUGAGAUGCUUCCUUCGUCCCUUUAAUCUUUUCGGUUUUGGUUUACAGCUCUUUUGAUUGCUCUGUUUCUCUCUAAGAAGAAGAAGAAGAAGAGUAAUAAAGCUUUCACCUUUACUCUUAAAGUUCCAACUUUUAUAUUUUGGGUUAUUUUCAGCGUUCAUGUCCUCUGCUUUGACACUCUGAGAUCUUAAAAAAAAAAGGAAUCUAUGGAGGAAGCAAGAAGAUUUAGCCCCAAUAACGAACUAGAUGUUGGCCAAAUACUCUCAGAAGCUCGAAAUCGAUGGCUUCGUCCUCCUGAAAUCUGUGAAAUUUUACAGAAUUACCAAAAAUUUCAAAUCUCAACCGAGCCACCUACUACACCUGCAAGUGGAUCUGUUUUUCUAUUUGAUCGAAAGGUGCUCAGAUUCUUCAGGAAAGAUGGUCACAAUUGGAGGAAGAAAAGAGAUGGAAAGACAGUGAAAGAAGCUCAUGAGAGGUUGAAGGCGGGAAGCGUUGAUGUUCUACAUUGUUACUAUGCCCAUGGACACGACAAUGAAAAUUUUCAAAGACGCAGUUACUGGAUGCUUCAGGAAGAGCUUUCCCACAUAGUUUUUGUCCAUUAUCUCGAAGUUAAGAAUCAGGGAAGUAGAGUUUCGACAUCUUAUAAUCGGAUGCAAAGGACUCCAGAUUCUGCUCAUUUUUCUCAUGAAUCUGGGGAAGUCUUCACCAGUGAACGUGAUGGUUAUGCUUCUGGCAUAAUUAAUCAAUAUGAUCACAGCAAUCACUCGCAAGCUACUGACUCAGCAAGUGUCAAUGGUUUUCAUACCCCAGAGCUUGAAGAUGUUGAAUCAGCAUACAAUCAGCCGGGAAACUCCAUAGUUUACUCACAUCAGCACCCUGCAAGUACUGGUUUUGAUCCUUACUAUCAGAUGUCUUUGACGCCCAGGGAUAGUUAUCAGACAGAGCUUAGCAGAGUCCCCAUAAUAACAGACUCUUCCAGAACUAUCAACGGUCAUGGAGCAACAAAUGGCUUACGAAACAAAAAGUCCAUUGAUUCCCUAACUUGGGAAGAGAUUCUUCUGGGAAAUUGUGGCUCUGGAGCUGAAGAAGGUUUACCUUUGCAGCCAAACAGUGAGAAUGAUGAAGUACUGGAUCAAAUAAUCGAGGACUCCUCUUUUACUAUGCAAGAUUUUGCCAGUCUACAGGAGUCCAUGUUGAAAAGCCAGGAUCAGGAGUUAAAUGGUUUAGCUUCGAGUGAAAAAGCUCCAUAUCUAUCUACGAUGAAACAGCAUUUGUUAGACGGUGCAUUGGGUGAAGAGGGCCUGAAAAAAGUGGACAGUUUCAGUCGCUGGAUGAGCAAAGAACUUGGAGAACUAGGAGAUGUUGGUGUUAUUGCUGAUGCAAACGAGUCUUUUACUAAUUCCAGUUCAACAGCCCUGGAUGGAUAUGUUAUGAGCCCUUCCCUAUCAAAGGAACAGCUCUUUAGCAUUAUUGACUUUGCUCCAAACUGGACUUAUGUUGGUUGUGAAGUGAACGUUCUUGUCACUGGAAAAUUCUUAAAGACUCGAGAGGAGGCUGAGACAGGAGAGUGGUCUUGCAUGUUCGGGCAAACGGAAGUUCCAGCAGAUGUUAUAGCCGAUGGCAUUCUCCAGUGUGUGGCUCCUGUGCAUGAAGCUGGAAGAGUUCCCUUUUAUGUAACAUGUUCCAACAGAUUAGCAUGCAGCGAAGUGCGUGAAUUCGAGUAUAAGGUUUUGGAGUCUCAAGCUUUUGGUAGAGAGACAGAUGAGUCUACUGCUUGCAACAACUCUAUUGAAAGCCUCGAAGCAAGAUUUGUCAAACUCUUGUGCUCCAAAUCUGAUGAUUAUUCCCGGAGCUCGAAUAAUGCUGGUGAUUUGUCCCAAGUGAGCGAGAAGAUUAGCUUACUGCUUUUCGAGAACGAUGACCAGCUUGAUCAGAUGCUGAUGAACGAGAUCUCCCAAGAGAAUAUGAAAAACAACCUUUUGCAGGAAGCUCUGAAAGAAAGCUUGCACUCUUGGCUUCUGCAGAAGAUAGCAGAAGAAGGUGGAAAAGGUCCCAACGUGUUGGACGAAGGUGGGCAAGGUAUAUUGCAUUUUGCAGCUGCUCUUGGUCACAACUGGGCAUUAGAACCGACGAUAGUGGCUGGUGUCAGCGUUGAUUUUCGCGAUGUAAAUGGUUGGACUGCACUUCAUUGGGCAGCUUUCUUUGGCAGGGAGCUGGUGAUUGGUUCUCUCAUAGCUCUCGGUGCUUCUCCUGGAACUUUGACAGAUCCAAAUCCAGAUUUCCCAUCAGGGAGCACACCUUCUGAUCUAGCCUACGCUAACGGUUACAAAGGGAUCGCUGGUUAUCUCUCAGAGUAUGCCUUAACGGCUCAUGUUUCUUUGCUCAGUCUAAAUGAGAGCAACGCAGAAACAUCUCUACCUAGUCCGUCUAGCUCGUCGUUAACAGACUCGUUGACAGCUGUGCGUAACGCUACACAGGCAGCUGCUCGGAUUCAUCAGGUUUUCAGGGCUCAGUCUUUCCAGAAGAAGCAGCUAAAAGAGUUUGGAGAUAGAAAGUUUGGGAUGUCAGAAGAGCGUGCUCUUUCAAUGCUUGCUCCUAAAACAACGCACAAACCAGGACGAGCGCAUAGCGACGAUUCCGUGCAAGCCGCUGCUAUCCGGAUUCAGAACAAGUUCCGUGGUUACAAGGGGAGAAAAGAUUAUUUGAUUACUAGACAAAGAAUCAUCAAAAUACAGGCUCAUGUAAGAGGUUAUCAGGUUAGGAAAAACUACAGGAAGAUAGUAUGGUCAGUGGGGAUAUUAGAGAAGGUGAUAUUGCGUUGGAGAAGGAAAGGAGCUGGUUUGCGAGGGUUUAAAUCAGACGCACUUGUUGAUAAGAUGGAAGAUGGAACAGAGAAGAAAGAAGAGGAUGAUGAUUUCUUCAAGCAAGGUAGAAAGCAAACCGAGGAAAGGCUUCAGAAGGCUCUUGCAAGAGUUAAGUCAAUGGCUCAGUAUCCUGAAGCUAGAGAUCAAUACCGUAGAUUACUUAAUGUAGUCAAUGACAUCCAAGAAAGCAAGGUUGAAAAGGCCCUUGAGAAUUCAGAAGAAGCAACUUGUUUUGAUGAUGAUGACCUAAUAGAUAUUGAAGCAUUGUUGGGAGAUGAUGAUGACACUUUGAUGAUGCCCAUGUCCUCAACUUUCUGGAACACUUGAAACCACUCUCAAGCCUACUAUGUGAGACUCACAGUUCAUUAUUAUUACUCUAAUUUAUAUAUUUGACAAUAUAUACAAAUAUAAACUUAUAAUCAAAUGGUGUAAUCUUUCUUGUCAGUAA